This is a messenger RNA of Papaver somniferum (opium poppy), 1370 nucleotides long. Its product is annotated as protein RER1A-like. Gene Ontology annotation, cellular component: Golgi membrane. The transcript has 4 exons. The coding region runs from base 185 to 790 and encodes 201 amino acids. Gene Ontology annotation, biological process: retrograde vesicle-mediated transport, Golgi to endoplasmic reticulum; protein retention in ER lumen. Lineage: Eukaryota; Viridiplantae; Streptophyta; Magnoliopsida; Ranunculales; Papaveraceae. The record is from RefSeq and is a predicted model, not a curated record.
GUAUAGUCAAUUGCUUCUUCUCAUCUUUCUCUGACUCUCUCUCCGCGUUCAUGAAAAAUUAUUAAACAAACAAACAAAACAAGAUUACUUGGUUUUAUUAUCAGCAGAUAGAAAAUACACAAAUUUUAUCAGCUUCACAAGAUCUCUGGAGUUGACAAGGAAGGAUAAGACUGAAAAAAACGUAAUGGAGGGAGUUGGGGCUGAAGGGGAAGGUGGAGCAUCUGCUACUGCUCCCAUGGCUAAAUGGAAAAGCGAUGUUUCUAGACUUUUUCAGCAUUAUCUGGAUAAAUCUACACCUCUGCCAGUUCAUAGAUGGAUUGGAACUUUAGCUGUUGCAUCAAUUUAUAUCUUACGUGUUUACUAUGUUCAAGGGUUUUACAUUGUUUCCUAUGGUCUGGGGAUAUAUCUAUUGAAUCUAUUAAUUGGGUUUCUCUCGCCCAAGAUUGAUCCAGAAAUGGAAGGGUUGGAUGGGGCUUCUUUGCCAACAAAAGGUUCUGAUGAGUUCAAGCCAUUCAUUCGACGUCUCCCUGAGUUCAAAUUCUGGUAUUCCAUCACAAAGGCCUUCUUGGUAGCAUUUUUCAUGACAUUCUUCUCAAUGUUCGAUGUACCUGUUUUCUGGCCCAUUCUGCUCUGUUAUUGGAUGGUUCUAUUUUUCCUCACAAUGAAGCGUCAAAUUCUACACAUGAUCAAAUACAAAUACAUUCCCUUCAGCAUCGGGAAGCAGAGGUAUGGUGGCAAGAAGUCUGGAGCUAGUACCAGUGCCAGCGGCAGUGGCUUAUCCAGGGACUAGAUGCUUGUGAAUGCAAGCUCUGUAUUGGACAGACAUAAGGGACUAGUUAGGAGUAUCACAAAAAUAUCAUGCUUUUAGGGUUUUUUUGAGGACCAUAUAUUUUAUGUAGCUAUUGGAAUUCUGGCACUUCGUACUUCGUAGUUCACUCGAGUCUUUGGCUUCUUGUGCGACUGCUCACAUGGCAGUGCCUCUACACCAAAGUGAAACUUCUGAAUAUAGAAAAAUGAUGGGAGUAUUUUGUUUCACUUAUGUAAGCAAAUUAUGUUGCAUGUCUAAAUUUCCCUCUCUUGUUUUCAGCUCGAUUAAUAUUUUUUGUCAGGGUGAAGUUUUACAAUUCUGAACCUGGGGAUUAUACACCUUUUACUAUAGCUAUUAGUGUAUUUCUUCACCCUGUAGAGGAGUCGAAUCUAUAACAAUGCGUUUGUAUUAAUGAUGCGCUUUUUUAGUUUGGGAUUUCGUUCAACUUGUUUUCUGAGUUUUAAGUAUUCAGGUUGCAUGAAAAUUGACCUCAACUGGUCUGUAAUUUAGUGAUGAUAAAAUGUAUGCAUGCAUACAUGAAGAACAUUUGUAAGUUCUUUUA